GGGCUCGGGGGCGCACCCUCCCGCCGCGCUCAGCCGCGCCCAGCGUCAGCAGGCGCUCUGAGCGGCCACUCCCGGGCCGCGGCCGCGCCGCCCUCCGCCUCAGUGCCAGCCCGCAGCCCGAGCCCGCCGCUCUCCCACGGGCGCAGCCCCUCUGCCCGCGUCCCUCAUGGCCAAGCCCCUGCUGCUGGUCGUCUGCGGCGCUCUGGUGGUGGCCCGGGCCCAGUGGGGGGCCAGCGUGACCCCCGCCGGCACGAGCGAGCCGCCGGACGCGCCGACGGUGGCGCCCACGGAGGACGAGACCCUGCAGAACGAGGCGGACAACCAGGAGAACGUUUUGUCGCAGUUGCUGGGAGACUAUGACAAGGUCAAGGCUGUGUCUGAGGGCUCAGACUGUCAGUGCAAGUGCGUGGUGAGACCCCUGGGCCGAGACGCCUGCCAGAGGGUCAACGAGGGGACCUCCAGGAAGGAAGACUUCUACACCGUGGAAACCAUCACCUCGGGCUCGUCCUGCAAAUGUGCCUGUGUCGCACCCCCGUCGGCCCUCAAUCCCUGUGAGGGAGACUUUCGGCUCCAGAAGCUGCGGGCGGCAGACAGCCGGGACCUGAAGCUUUCCACCAUCAUAGACAUGCUGGAAGGAGCCUUCUAUGGUCUGGAUCUCCUGAAGCUGCAUUCUGUCACUACCAAACUGGUUGGACGGAUGGAUAAACUGGAGGAGGAAGUUUCCAAAAACCUCACCAAGGAAAAUGAGCAAAUCAAAGAAGACAUGGAAGAAAUCCGAACGGAGAUGAACAAGCGGGGGAAAGAGAACUGCUCUAAGAGCCUCCUGGACAGCAUGCCGGACGUCCGCUCGGCCUUGCAGAGGGACGCGGCGGCCGCCUACACCCACCCCGAGUAUGAGGAGCGGUUUCUGCAGGAAGAAACCGUGUCCCAGCAGAUCAACUCCAUCGAGCUCCUGCAGACGCGGCCCCUGGCCCCGCCCGAGGUGGUGAGGCCACAGCGGCCCCUACAGAGGCAGGUCCCCCUGCGGGGCCGGCCGGCCUCCAAGCCCACCGUCAUCCGGGGCAUCACCUACUACAAGGCCAAGGUCCCGGAGGAGGAGAACAACAUCGAAGAGCAGCAAGACGAGUUUUUCAGUGGUGACAACGGAGUGGAUCUGCUGAUUGAAGAUCAGCUUCUGAGACACAACGACCUGCUGACCAGCGCCCCCCGGAGGCCGGUGGCCACCCACCAGGGCACCUCCGGAAUGACCCACAUGCAGACCUCGGCCCCGGCCUCGCCCUCAGAUCCCAGCUCCCCCGACCCCACCCUGUCCCCCUCAGCGACGCGGUUCCCAGACCCGCUCCAGACCUCCUCCGUGAUUCCAGGUCCCACGACGGGGGCAGGCCUGGAACCUUCCACUCACGUACCAGCCACCACCGUGGCCCACACAGCCACCCAGCAGCCUCCGGCCUCGGCUUCUGUGCCAGGGGCCUCUGGGGACGCAUUUCCCGAGGCUCCACCCACGGCCCUGGUGCCUCCCACCACAGUCCAGACAGACCCGCUGGGGAGAGACGCUGCCAUGGGGCAGGGCGGGGCCUCCGCCAGCCCCACCCUGAGCCCGGAGGAGGAGGAUGACAUCCGGAAUGUCAUAGGAAGGUGCAAGGACACCCUGUCCACCAUCACGGGGCCGAUCACCCAGAACACGUACGGGCGGAACGAAGGGGCCUGGAUGAAGGACCCCCUGGCCAAGGAUGAGCGGAUUUACGUCACCAACUAUUACUAUGGCAACACGCUGGUGGAGUUCCGCAACUUGGAGAACUUCAAACAGGGUCGCUGGAGCAACUCCUACAAGCUGCCCUACAGCUGGAUCGGCACGGGUCACGUGGUAUACGGCGGCGCCUUCUACUACAACCGCGCCUUCACCCGCAACAUCAUCAAGUACGACCUGAAGCAGCGCUUCGUGGCGGCCUGGGCCAUGCUCCACGACGUGGCCUACGAGGAGGCCACGCCCUGGCGGUGGCAGGGCCACUCGGACGUGGACUUCGCCGUGGACGAGAACGGCCUGUGGCUCAUCUACCCGGCCCUGGACGAGGAGGGCUUCAGCCAGGAGGUGAUCGUGCUGAGCAAGCUCAACGCCGCGGACCUGAGCACGCAGAAGGAGACCACGUGGCGCACGGGGCUGCGGCGGCACUUGUACGGCAACUGCUUCGUCAUCUGCGGGGUGCUGUACGCCGUGGACAGCCACAACCAGCGCAACGCCAACAUCUCCUACGCCUUCGACACCCACACCAACACGCAGAUCGUGCCCCGGCUGCUGUUCGAGAACGAGUAUUCGUACACCACCCAGAUAGACUACAACCCCAAGGACCGCCUGCUCUACGCCUGGGACAAUGGGCACCAGGUCACCUACCACGUCAUCUUCGCCUACUGACGCCCGUCCCCACGUGCGGAAGUGCAGAGGGGCCCCCGGCGCCUUGUGUGCGUGCGUGCGCGUGUGUGUGGGUGGGUGUGUGUGGUUUAAAAAAUAUAUAAUAUUUUGUAUAAUAUUGCAGUUGUAAAAUGACAGUUUGGGUCUAUUUUUUUUAAGUGGAUUGUAGAUCAAUCCAUACACGUAUGUGCUGGUCUCAUCCUCCACGGUUUAUAUUUUUGUGCAAAUGAACUUCUCCUUCUGACCAGGAACCACCUUCCUUCAAACCCUCAGCCCCUCCAGCUCCCGGAUCUCGGCCGUUGGAAAGGUUUCUCCAUCCGGGUCUUGCAGGCCGAAGGCCCCAGGAGCAGGGGUGAAGGAGGCGAGAAAGAAGCGUUAAGGGGCGGGAAAAUUUUUAUUAUUGGAGAAGUUUUAAAAACCCAGAAAAAUGCUUUUUUUUUUUUUUUUUUUU
Molecule: messenger RNA, 2858 nt
Organism: Panthera uncia (snow leopard)
Lineage: Eukaryota; Metazoa; Chordata; Mammalia; Carnivora; Felidae
Gene: OLFML2B
Product: olfactomedin like 2B
Exons: 8
Coding region: 167-2410 (747 amino acids)
Biological process (GO): signal transduction
Source: RefSeq, a predicted model, not a curated record